Ornithodoros turicata is the source of this 2536-nucleotide messenger RNA. RefSeq names its product histone-lysine N-methyltransferase NSD2-like (gene NSD). The record is from RefSeq and is a predicted model, not a curated record. Lineage: Eukaryota; Metazoa; Arthropoda; Arachnida; Ixodida; Argasidae. Gene Ontology annotation, cellular component: nucleus. Bases 202 to 2517 code for a protein of 771 amino acids. Gene Ontology annotation, molecular function: protein binding; histone methyltransferase activity. The transcript has 4 exons.
CCAUUUUAGCGGGAUGGCUCUCAAUGGCGUGAGAAGAUCCGUUUGUUACUGGUGGUCACUGGGCUAUCUCAAAAUGCAACGUCUUCCAUCAUUAUAGGCAUUCAGCUGGUAAGUGCAUCGCGUUUAUAUUAUGCUUCUGCUACUGCAGCACAGAAAUACGCCAGGUGCAGCUUUCAGCCGCGUUUCUAGAUUGUCGGCAUAAUGCCCGAUGGCAAAGACUCCACAAAUGGUGGCAGUGAGACGGAUGAAGGCCGACCUGACGAAGAGGAGAACCGCAGUCGUUUUGGACGCCUGCGAAAGCCUAGCCGGAAACUCAGUGACGUGCUCGUCGACACUGGUCUACGUGUUACAAACCGACCACUGGCACAAAAUGGCAAUGGAGUGUCGCAGAACAGCACUCCGAGCCCAGAGGCCGCACGGACUAACAAACGUGGCCGUAAGAAAUCAGUGGGACCGUCUCCUAAGUUAGCCAAGCCCGACGACGAAAAAAAGUAUCUAGUGGGCGAUUUGCUGUGGUCUAAAGUGGGCGGAUACCCGUACUGGCCCUGCAUGAUAUCGUUCGACCCGGUGGCUGGAGUUUACACAAAGCUUGCGCGCGGACAACACCGUCUUUACCAUGUGCAGUACUUCGGCGUGGAAGCCGAGCACGGCUGGACGCAACCCGGUCGCAUCUUUCCUUUCGAAGGCCUGGACCCGUAUUUGGCCCUCGGUCACGCCGUCGCCAUGCCACGGAAACGACCUUCCUGGAUGGUAGCAAUAGAAGAAGCCACGGCUGCAUUACCUCUGUCCCGCGCUCAGCGCAAGCACCAGCUCACUUUCGAGUACUACGAAGGAAAACGACGCCGACCCCGUAACGAUGUGGAGAAGGCUGCUACAACUCCAGCUGUUCCAGCAGCGGACACAAAAUCGGCACCUCGAGGCGAUAUCUGUGGCGUAUGCGAGCAGACUGGAGCGGUUUUGGCCUGCAGAGGUCCCUGUCACCUGCGUUUCCACCUUCAGUGCCUCGGCUUGACCCAGUGUCCAGAGAGCUUUCUUUGCGAUCACUGUAGUACGGGACUCCAACCAUGCUUCGCAUGCCAGUCAGCCACCGACACUGAAAAGUGUUCCCUCGAAGGUUGUGGCCGCUUCUACCACGUGGACUGUCUUCAACAGCUUUCUUUCCUGCCCUGCAAGCGCGAACCCCUCAUCUGUCCGCAGCACUCGUGCUUUGCUUGUGCGUUAGACCACAGUACGAUGUCGGGCGGCCAGGAGACUGUGCGCUUCAGCGGCAAGCUCUUGCGCUGCGUCCGCUGCCCAGUGGCUUACCACGGCGCUUGUCUGGCUGCCGGUUCGCAGCGGCUGGGGCCUUCCCAGAUCCUCUGCCCUCGUCACGUGAGCGCGAAGGCGUCCUGCAUCAACGUCGACUGGUGCUUCUCGUGCGGCACGGGCGGACGUCUGCUCUGCUGCGAGGGUUGCCCCGCCGCUUUCCACGAACACUGCCUCGACUCCGUUCCCGAGGGUCCCUUCCUGUGCGUCGACUGCAGCUCCUGGAAGCAGCCUCGGCACGGGGACGUCGUCUGGGUCAAGCUGGGCUGCUACCGCUGGUGGCCUGCGAAGGUGUGCAUCCCGAAUGAUAUUCCCGCAAACAUAGCGGCGCUGGAGCACCGCGAGCCCGGAGAUUUUGCCGUGGAGUUUUUUGGUUCGCACGACUAUUACUGGACUCACCGUGGUCGGGUGUUCCUCUUCGAGGAAGGGGACAGGGGUGGUCCCGCAGCCGGAGGAGGCAGAGCUCUGGAACGGCUCUUUGACAGGGCUCUCGAAGAGGCCCGCGAGGUGUGGGAGAAGCAGCAGGAGGCCCGCAACGAGUCCACCCGCCCGGCUCCUUUCAAGCUCAUCCGCGUGAGCCGGCCCGUGAGCCGGACCACAGAUCGAAGCGUCGACGAGGCACCUCUGGUGUGCAACUGCAACGGAGACGAUCCCUGCAAUACUAACUGCAUUAAUCGCCUGCUCUUGUACGAGUGUCAGCGAGGACAGUGUCCCGUAGGAGAUGCCUGCCAAAACCAGCGCUUCCAGCGACGGCAGUACGCGCAGUUGUCCGUGGUGCGCACCAGGGGUCGGGGGUGGGGCUUGCGCGCCGACGAGCACCUUUCCAAGGGCACGUUUGUCAUCGAGUACGUCGGAGAGCUGAUUGACGAGGGUGAGUGCGAGCGCCGCCUGGCGCAGCUCCACCAGGAGCACUGCACAAACUUCUACUUUCUUACCGUGGAGAGGGACCGCAUCAUCGACGCGGGCCCCAAGGGGAACCUGUCCCGGUUCAUGAACCACUCGUGCCAGCCCAACUGCGAAACGCAGAAGUGGUUCGUCAACGGCGAGACCCGCGUCGGCCUCUUUACGAUUGAGGACAUCGAGAAAGGCACAGAACUCACGUUCAACUAUAACCUGGACUGCCGCGGCAGCGAGCGGACGCGGUGCCACUGCGGAGCCAGCAACUGUAGUGGAUACCUAGGUGUACGGCCUGCAAAAGCGGCCAAACGAUAAUAAAAGGCAUAAAACACUA